GAGCGGUCCCUAGUUCUGUUGACUCCGACUUGUUCGUGCAGCCCGAGUCUGGCCACCCCUCAGCCACAAGGAUGCUCCUGGGGUUCCGGAGAGGCCGCAAGAGUCAGUUUAGACACAUCGUCCAUGGCCUUCUUCCUGCAGCCAGCAUCGCCCCGAAGCCAGCUGUGCCCCGCACGCCGCCUCCCCGCAGCCCGAACCCCUCUCCAGAGAGACCAAGAUCGGCUCUGGCUGCAGUCAUUCUGGCAACCACGCUGACGGGCCGCACCGUCGCCAUUCCCCAGCCUCGGCAGAGGUCCCUGUCGGAGAGUGACAUGACCUGCAUUGACAAGGACAGUGUCAUUGAGCCCUACGCCACCACCGCGGAGCUGAGGCCUCAACCGCAUUGGCAGAGCGAGACAGGAAGAUCUUCUUUGCUGUCCUUUGAGACACUGGGCGACAGGGAGGAAGAGGACUCCAACACCCACCUGUCCUUCAGCUACAAGGAGUUGGGGACUGUCACUGCCCGCAGAGAAGAGGGGGCGCCCCCUGGAGCCGUGUACACCUUGCCACACAGGAAUCAGAAGUUUCCACUAUUGCAUGGACUGGACAGUGAAGACGAAGAGGACAUUUCAGAGCCAGACGGGACUCCAUGUUUACCUCCGCCGUCGCCGCGCACGCAAGACAAAGAUGGGACACGAGCGCUGAGUGUGAAGGAUGACAGGCCGCCGUUACGGGACAAGCCUCCACCCUCCCCAGAUUUAACCAGGAGAACACGUCAAAGAUGUACGGAAAUAAACAAAGAAAAGUUCCAGCAAUUAAAAGAAGAGAAUUUGCAAUUAUGCAACGCAAAUCAAACCCUUAUUCUCGAACUUACCGUCAUGAAACAAGCAAUGAAAGAGCUGCAGUUGAAGCUGAAGAAGACAGAAAAAGAAAACGGGAAGCUGGGAGAAGCUGAGGGGGCGUGUACUCAAGAAGCAGAUGCACCUGAGUUACUUUAUCUAAGAAAACAAGCUCAGCAGCUGGUGGAUGAAAACGACGGCUUGAAAAUGACCAUCCAUCGUCUGAACGUGGAACUGAGUAGAUACCAAACGAAAUUCAGGCAUUUAUCCAAGGAAGAGUGUUUAAAUACGGAUGGCCUCCCAUCAAAAGGCCCUACGCCUCCGUGGUUGCUGGAUAUGAAGUACCUGUCACCCUUGUUGCUGGCUUAUGAAGACAGAAUGAAGGAGAAGGACGAGCUCAGUGCCACCCUGCAGGAGGAAAUGAGAAUGUUUCGGAUGAGAGUCCAGGAGGUGGUGACAGAAAAUGAAGCAUUGCACCGAGAAUUAAAUAAGAGCAGUCCGGUUACCCUCGAGGAAUGGCGGCAACUUCAGACUCAGGCAGAGCUGGUGCUAGAGGAAAACAAAUUGUUGCUAGAGCAGUUGGAGAUUCAGCAAAAAAAAGUCAAGGACACCCACCAGGAGCGUGUCCAGGAAGUUUCCAAAUUGACCAAACAACUAAUCCUUCUGGAGACUAAAACACAGAACCAAGAAAAGGAGCUGAGCAGGAACAAGGAGCAGUUGGAAGCGUUACGAAGCAAAUGCCAAGAACUGAAGGCACAGUUGGAUGGCCAAAUCUCGAUGGACGUUCAUACUUCGAUUGUGAAUGAGUUAAAAGGUCGUUUGCAGAAGGAAGAAGAGAAAAAAAGCGCUGAGAUGGAAGAGCUGAUGGAGAAGCUGACCGUCCUGCAAAUGCAGAAGAAGAGCCUGCUGCUGGAGAAGAACAGUCUGACCGCGAAGAACAGGGCACUGGAAACCGAACUGGAGAAGAGGCAGAAAAAAGACAGGAGAGCGCAAAAAAAGAUUGAUGUCCUCAAAAAGCAGGUGGAAAAAGCCAUGGAGAACGAAAUGUCAGCUCGCCAGUACCUGGCCAAUCUCGUCGGCGUGACAGAGACGGUGACCCAGGAGCGCGACAAUCUUAUGUGCUUGGCUAAAUGUCUGGAAAGUGAGAAGCAUGGAGUUCUCAACAAAAUCAUAGAAGGCAACAUUCGCUUGGGGAGAUUAGAGGAAAAAGUUAAGGGCUACAAGAAGCAGGCAGCCCUGAAGGUGGGUGACAUCAGUCACCGGCUGACAGAGCAGCAGCAGGACUUCGAGAGCAGGACAUCCCAGUACCUGCAGGAGAUGCGGCACCUGCACAGGAUGCUGCAGGACAAGCAGCAGGUCCUGGACCAGGCGCUGCGGCAGAACAGGGAAAUGGAAGGUGAGCUUGAGGUCGUGUGGGAGUCCACCUCCAAGGAAAACCAGAGAAUCCGAGAGCUUCUGAGAACCACACUGGAGAGAGCCGGCGUGCGUGAGGGCGCCAGAGCCUUCGAGGAACCUGGCCUCAACGGCCUCUCCCAGGGAGAUGGGCUGGAGGGCUGUGCCUUCAGCUACUGCGACCUGAAGCCACCCCCCACACCCACCCCAGGGUUUGCGGGAGCCCCUGGGCUAGGCCAGGCCUGAGGGCCAAUCUGCCUUGGGACAGGGAGGGACAGGGCCGGACAGGGCGAGGAAGAAAUAAAUUGCCUCAGAAAUGAA
Molecule: messenger RNA, 2531 nt
Organism: Condylura cristata (star-nosed mole)
Lineage: Eukaryota; Metazoa; Chordata; Mammalia; Eulipotyphla; Talpidae
Gene: CEP89
Product: centrosomal protein 89kDa
Exons: 19
Coding region: 72-2456 (794 amino acids)
Biological process (GO): mitochondrion organization; chemical synaptic transmission; cilium assembly
Cellular component (GO): ciliary transition fiber; centriole
Source: RefSeq, a predicted model, not a curated record